Ostrinia nubilalis (European corn borer) is the source of this 1272-nucleotide messenger RNA. Its product is annotated as eukaryotic initiation factor 4A-III-like. NCBI's taxonomy places the organism in Eukaryota, Metazoa, Arthropoda, Insecta, Lepidoptera, Crambidae. Bases 85 to 1194 code for a protein of 369 amino acids. Gene Ontology annotation, molecular function: RNA helicase activity; ATP binding; mRNA binding. The record is from RefSeq and is a predicted model, not a curated record. The transcript has 5 exons. Gene Ontology annotation, cellular component: nucleolus; catalytic step 2 spliceosome.
AAGCGGAAAAUAGUUCCAAGAGAUUUGUCUAACGUAGAGUUCGAUACAAGUGAGGAUGUGGCUGUGAUUCGAAGCUUCGAUAAGAUGGGAUUGCGGGACGAGUUACUACGAGGAAUCUAUAACUAUGGGUUCGAGAAACCGUCCGCAAUCCAGCAAAGGAGUAUCUUGCCUAUUGUGAAUGGUAGAGAUGUGAUAGCCCAAGCCCAGUCUGGUACUGGUAAAACUGCCACCUUUUCUGCUUCAAUACUCCAGUCGUUGGACACAACUGUACGUGAAACGCAAGUGUUGGUGCUCUCUCCGACUCGUGAGUUGGCUACGCAGAUCCAGAAAGUGAUCCUUGCGUUGGGCGACUUCAUGAACGUGCAGUGCCAUGCUUGCAUCGGCGGCACCAACCUUGGGCAAGACAUAAGGAAACUGGAUUAUGGGCAACACGUUGUUUCUGGCACACCGGGAAGGGUUUUUGAUAUGAUCAAGAGGCGUGUAUUGAGGACCAGAGCAAUCAAAAUGCUAGUUCUUGAUGAAGCAGAUGAGAUGUUGGAUAAAGGAUUUAAGGAGCAAAUCUAUGAUGUGUACCGCUACUUACCCCCUGCAACCCAGGUUGUGCUCAUGUCUGCUACAUUGCCCCAUGAAAUUCUUGAGAUGACUUCGAAGUUCAUGACAGACCCCAUCAGGAUUUUGGUUAAACGUGAUGAAUUGACUCUCGAAGGAAUCAAGCAGUUCUUCGUAGCUGUGGAGAAAGAGGAAUGGAAAUUCGACACUCUUUGUGAUUUGUAUGACACACUCACAAUCUCACAAGCUGUUGUCUUCUGCAACACGAGGAGGAAAGUGGACUGGCUGACACAAAAGAUGCGAGAGGUCAAUUUCACUGUGUGCUCCAUGCACGGUGAUAUGCCUCAGAAAGAGAGAGAUAACAUUAUGAAAGAAUUUCGCUCUGGAAAAAGCCGAGUCCUAAUCACAACAGACGUAUGGUCCAGAGGCAUCGACGUCCAGCAAGUGUCCCUAGUCAUCAACUACGACCUGCCGAACAAUCGCGAGCUGUAUAUCCACAGGAUCGGCCGGUCAGGAAGAUUUGGCCGUAAAGGAGUCGCUAUCAAUUUCGCCAAGUGCGAUGACAUCAGAAUCUUGAGAGACAUCGAACAGUAUUAUGCGACUCAAAUUGAUGAAAUGCCCAUGAAUGUGGCCGAUUUAGUUUAAUGUUUAACUGAUCAGACCUUGCUAAUUAUUCCCGGUUCUGCGCUGGAUUUGUACUGCGAUGAAGGGAUAUCAAAUGGU